Molecule: messenger RNA, 1995 nt
Organism: Otolemur garnettii (small-eared galago)
Lineage: Eukaryota; Metazoa; Chordata; Mammalia; Primates; Galagidae
Product: kinesin-like protein KIF19
Exons: 15
Coding region: 1-1995 (664 amino acids)
Biological process (GO): microtubule-based movement
Molecular function (GO): microtubule binding; ATP binding; microtubule motor activity
Source: RefSeq, a predicted model, not a curated record
AUGGCCUCCCACAAGGCUGCUGGCCCCUCCCCAGCUCGGGGCAGCCCAACUUUGAGGGAGCUGGAGCCCAAGGACCAGCAGCUCAUGGUAGCACUUCGGAUCCGCCCACUCAGUGAUGCAGAGCUCGAGGAAGGAGCCACCAUCAUUGCCCACAAAGUGGGGGCUCAGAUGGUGGUGCUCAUGGACCCUGGUGAGGACCCUGAGGACACACUGCGUACCCACCGGUCCCGGGAGCGGGCCUUCAUCUUUGACACUGUUUUCGACCAGCAUGCGUCUCAGGAAGAUGUGUAUUCUGCCACCAUCCAGCAUUUAGUAGAAGGCGUCAUUUCUGGAUACAAUGCAACGGUGUUUGCCUAUGGCCCCUCAGGUGCUGGGAAGACCCACACCAUGCUGGGCAUGGAUGCAGAGCCCGGUAUCUACCUGCAGACCCUCACUGACCUCUUCCAGGUCAUCGAGGAGACCCGCGACAACAUGGACUGCAGCGUGUCCAUGUCUUAUCUCGAGAUUUAUAAUGAAGUGAUCCGGGACCUCCUGAACCCAUCGUCGGGGUUCCUGGAACUGAGGGAAGAUUCUCAGGGCAGCAUCCAAAUUGCAGGCAUCACUGAGGUAUCCACCUCAAAUGCGCAAGAGAUCAUGCAGCUCCUCACCAAAGGCAACCGCCAGCGCACACAGGAGCCCACAGCCACCAACAAGACAUCGUCCCGUUCCCACGCUGUGCUGCAGGUCACUGUGCACCAGCGGAGCCGCAGCAUAGACCUGGUGGAGGAAGUGCGAGUUGGGAGGCUCUUCAUGGUGGACCUGGCGGGCUCAGAGAGGGCGUCCCAGACCCAGAACCGAGGCAAAAGGAUGAAGGAGGGUGCGCACAUCAACCGCUCCCUGCUGGCCCUGGGCAACUGCAUCACCGCACUCAGCGAGAGGGGCGGCAGCAGGGCGCAGUAUGUCAACUUCCGGGACAGCAAGCUCACGCGCUUGCUGAAGGACGCCCUGGGAGGGAACAGCCGCACGGUGAUGAUUGCACAUAUCAGCCCAGCCAACACCUGCUUCGAGGAGUCGCGGACCACCCUGCUGUAUGCCUACAGGGCCAAGAACAUCAAGACUCGGGUCAAGCGCAAUCUGUUGAAUGUCUCCUACCGCAUUGCGCAGUACACGGAUGUCAUCUCCGACCUGCGCAGGGAGAUCGAGCACCUUAAGUCAAAACUGGAGAAGCAAGGGAAGGAGAAGAGAAGCGAACCCAGUGUCCGGGAUACGCAAGUCACAAUUCCCCUGCAUGAUGCAGAGGAGGACAGCCGCCAGCAGAUGAACAAGAUUCGGGCCCAGCUCAUCGCAGCCUUCAGGGAGCAAAUGGAAAUGCGCCGCAGCCUGGUGGAGCUGGAGAACACCAACAUCGAGCUGCACGUUGACAUGUCCCGCCAUUUGCUGACCAUUGCAGACUGGGAAAGAGAAAAGACCCACUAUCAUGCCCCCAGGGUUGGCGGAGAGCUGGAGAAGGAUGAGGAGCUGGUGAAUGCUGAUGGGGAUGUGGAUGAAUCCUCGGAGCCACCUGAAGUGGCUCUGGCCAGAGAGGAGGUCAACCUGCUGUUAGCCGAGCAGCAGAAAACAGCGGCCCUCAAGGCCGAGCUGGAGCAGCGUCUGGCCAGUGCAAAGCAAAAGGCCUCACAGAUGGAGGAGCUGCUGCCUGAGCGGGUCACCAGCGAGGCCCAACGGGAGGUGCUACAGCUGCUAUGCCGGGCGCAUGAGCUGGAGGUGGAGAACACGGCACUGCAGGCCUGCAGCCUACGCCGGGAGAGCCUGCUCUGCCAGAAGGACUUUAUGCUCCAGCGCUACCAGCAGCACCAGCAACUCUGUGAGCAGGUCAUAGAGGGGCAGCAGCAGCUGAUACAGGGUGGUGGCAUCCCGGUGCCAGAGGCCCUAGCCCAGCAGUACCGCCUGUACUCCCGGGAGCUGAACCGCCUGUUGCUGCUGCACUCGCUGAUGCCCAACUCCCUGUGGCCGUAG